UAAUUUUUUUUUAAAUCAUCUUAUGCUUCCUUUAUUAUAUGCCCCAUCAUAUAUGAAUUAUCCAUAACUCAAUCUUUAAUAGUUCUAUAUGCUUCCAAAUACCACUACAACGUAUGCAUUACAAAAUCCUAAUAAAGAAACUUGUGAUUAAGCGUGUUAAUUUCCAGAGCCUUGCUUAUUAGAAUCAUAACUUCAAAGUAACACUAUGAAAUUCGAAGAAUAAGCUGAAUAAGAAUUGACACUUCUACUCAAAUACUUAUCCAAGCAUAUUUCCUUAUUAAAAGACAGUAUUUUUGAUGAGUUUGUGUAAGAAAAUUUAAAAGUAUUUCAUUGUAAAUAUUUCUUAGACUUUGUCCUCUUUGUAGAAAGACCUUCCAAACAUGAUUAAAAAACGAUAUAUCUUAGUCAAUAAGACAAAAGAAGAAAUGACAAAAUUUAUCAUCAGAAGAUGCUUUCUAUUUAUAAAAUCUCAAAUAGACUAUGAAGAAAAGGAAGGAGUACCAGCUGAAGAGAGGGAUAGAAUUUUUUAUAACUCUUUCUUCUCAGAUGAUAAGGAAUUCAUGAAAUCUCUUCAUUUGGAAUCUAUUGAUGAUAUGAUCCCAUUUAGAAAAGAUUCUAAGAUGAAAACCAUGAAUGAUAACUAUUUAAAAAGAUUAUUUGAAUCACAAAGAUUCUCCAAAUAUUAUUCUUUAUUUCUGAGUAUUUAUUUUUAUAAUUAUAAAGGUCAAUUCAAAGAUAUUUGUUUAAAUGAAAACGAAGAAAAAAUAGAAAAUAUGACUAAAUAAUUGAUCAAAAUUAUUAUGACCAGAGAUUAUGGAGUAUUAUUUUAUAAAAAACUUUUAAAUAGAAAAUCAAAACUUAUAGGAGAUUCCCUUGGAAGAAUCAUGAAUUAAUUAAAUGUCAAGAAAGAGCCAAAGAAUUAUAUUGCAAAUAUUCUAACUCUCAUAAUCAAAGUAUUUGUUCAUUCAAAUUAAAUUAGAAAUGAAAAAAAAAUGUCUAUCAAAAUGUGAUUCGCAUACAUCUGAUAUUUUGGAAAAGUACUCUGAAUCUUUAAGUUGAUAUUGCUA
Paramecium sonneborni is the source of this 1067-nucleotide messenger RNA. NCBI's taxonomy places the organism in Eukaryota, Ciliophora, Oligohymenophorea, Peniculida, Parameciidae. The record is from the annotation of a GenBank genome assembly.